Exophiala xenobiotica is the source of this 2161-nucleotide messenger RNA. RefSeq lists its product as uncharacterized. Gene Ontology annotation, molecular function: snoRNA binding; rRNA primary transcript binding. Gene Ontology annotation, cellular component: small-subunit processome; nucleolus; Mpp10 complex. The record is from RefSeq and is a predicted model, not a curated record. Gene Ontology annotation, biological process: rRNA processing. The coding region runs from base 1 to 891 and encodes 296 amino acids. The transcript has a single exon. Lineage: Eukaryota; Fungi; Ascomycota; Eurotiomycetes; Chaetothyriales; Herpotrichiellaceae.
AUGCUGCGGAGACAAGCCAGAGAGCGGCGGGACUACAUAUACCGUCGGGCUCUUCAACUACGAGAUGCUAGUAUUGCUGAAAAGCGUGCUUUGCUGAAAAAGUCGCUUGCAACAGGCAAACCACUUGACCCAUCGGUCGCAAACGACAAAUCUCUGCGGAAAGACUUCAAGUACGAUGAAUCACUCGAUCCAGAGACUGCAGCGGCUCAAGAGUCCAUCGACGAUGAAUACUCGAUGCUUUCAGGUCUCUCCGACCCACGGCCAUUAGUCACAACCUCCCGCAGUCCCUCUACUCGACUGAGUGCAUUUUCCAAAGAAAUCCGACUACUCCUGCCCACCUCAAUACGGCUGAAUCGAGGCAAUUUGAUCCUUCCGAAUCUGCUGUCGAGUGCAAAAGCCGCUGCUUUGAGCGACAUCAUCCUCCUUCACGAGCAUCGAGGCACUCCUACUGCCAUGACAAUCUCCCACCUCCCUCACGGUCCCACGGCCUCCUUCUCCCUCCACAACGUCGUCCUGAGAGCAGACAUACCUGACGCAUCGAGAGGGACUGUCUCCGAGUCAUAUCCACACCUGAUCUUUGAAGGAUUCACAACUCGCCUGGGAAAGAGAGUGGUCCAGAUCUUAAAACAUAUCUUUCCUCCACGGGAUGGCCCUCACAAGGUCGGCAACCGGGUAGUCACCUUCAAGAACGUGGAAGAUAGUAUUGAAGUUCGCCAUCAUGUGUUUGUCCAGACCGGCUAUCGAGAUAUGGAGUUGGCAGAGGUUGGGCCCAGAAUGACCAUGAGGUGCUUCGAGAUCCGAGGAGGGACACUGGAAAAAGACUCUGGAGGGGAGGUCGAAUGGGCUUUGACUCAAUAUACCCGGACAGGACGAAAGAAGGACUAUCUUUGAAAGCUCUUGCUCGCGGAUUGACAGCUCCGGCUCUUGUCCAAAAUUGCGCAUGGUAAAUCCAAACAUGCCAGCAAAAAUUUGCUGUUGACGGGUAUCCAGCAUCAAAAGUGCAACGCAGUCGCCAUAGCGUCGACUGUCUGCUGCUUCGCAAGGUAACCCAUCUUAUCGCAGAAACUCCAGUUUCAUUCAGCCCGAGCGAACUGAUUCUCGGCCAUCGAACCCGUCCAAACGCCGCCAGCAGAUUUCCAAGCCACAGACACGUUAGUAUCGCGUACGUCCCGGAAAUGUUUGUCACCAUCCUCCUUCUGGCGUCUUCGCAAUCAAAUCCACUUCAUUGGUUGCCGGAUCCUUCCUCGGGUUCAACAGUAUCGUUACAGUCGGCUUCUGCUGUUUCCCCUCGACCGAGUCAACCUCCGGACCCAUAUCAUUGCCUGGCUGUUUGACGAUCUUUGGUCCAAAGAACUUGAACAGCCGAUCAUCCCCGGCGCCAUCGCCGCGUAGAUUCCAUUCAUCUUGAGCCGACUCAUCCAUCUUAUUGACCUUCUCGCGAUCAUCCCAGCUCACCCCGACUCUCUUGUGGAAGAACUUGGUGAACAUGGUGAAGGCAAAGUCGAAUGUGCUUCCCGGAGGCGCUAGUUGCGUCACAUAGCGGUGUCCCGGACGGAUGUAGAUGCUGUAACAUGCGUACGACUUGGCCUUCGGCUCUGGCUCGUUCGCAUUCGCGGCACUGGCAUUGGUGGUAGGAUCGUAUUCGAAAAGCUGCAAACUCUGAGCCCAUGGAUUCGGAAUAUGAACCCGCAAAGCAGGAUUCGACAGAGAGAGGGAACGCGGGAGAGAGCUCGCUAUGACAGGGUAUCUGGAGUAAGGGUACGGUUUGGGGAAACGAUACAAUGUAACUGGACAAUGAGGGAGAGAUGGUCUUGAAGUAGACAUAGACCAGGUCGGUGCAUAAGCACGAGGAAAUCGAAAGGAACAGGAAUAUCUUUGUUCUGAGGACUGCGAAGCCAGAACCAUAUCGUGUAUCGACUCGUCGGAGACUGUUCGUCGGUGGUCCGGCUCCUGGUUCGUGAUGGGAUAGGAUGUUGAAGACGACAAUGAAGAGAAACAAGAUGCGUAACGCACCUUGAGUCUAUGCUUUUCGAGACGGUUCUGGAGAAUGUCCUCCCUUACCAACGUGACGAGGAACGUGAAACCGUUGGCAUCGGUGAAAGGGCGGUAGCCGUCUAUCAAGCAAUUGGAUCAGUACCCUGUGCUUUUCACUCGAGAGUCG